Molecule: messenger RNA, 2826 nt
Organism: Apodemus sylvaticus (European woodmouse)
Lineage: Eukaryota; Metazoa; Chordata; Mammalia; Rodentia; Muridae
Gene: Vopp1
Product: VOPP1 WW domain binding protein
Exons: 4
Coding region: 310-627 (105 amino acids)
Cellular component (GO): cytoplasmic vesicle membrane
Source: RefSeq, a predicted model, not a curated record
GGGCGCGCGGCGAAGGCGGCCUGGCACGUCCCCGAGCUCCGCCAGCUUGCGGCGCGUGCUUCUGCCGGCGUCGGCUCGCACCCCCGGAGUCCGCCCGCCCGUCCCGGGGUGUGGGCUGGCACUGAGCUCGCCGCGCAGCCAGGCUUCGGACGGUCCUCGCGGGAGCCAUGGGCCGCCGGCUCGAAAGGGUGGCGGCGCUGCUGCUGGGACUGCUGGUGGAGAUGCCGUUCCUAUGAAGACUGCUGUGGCUCCAGGUGCUGUGUGCGGGCUCUCUCCAUACAGAGGCUCUGGUAUUUUUGGUUCCUGCUGAUGAUGGGUGUGCUGUUCUGCUGCGGAGCUGGUUUCUUCAUUCGCCGGCGCAUGUAUCCACCACCGCUCAUUGAGGAGCCCACGUUCAAUGUGUCCUAUACCAGGCAACCACCAAAUCCUGCUCCAGGAGCACAGCAAAUGGGGCCGCCAUAUUACACCGACCCUGGAGGACCCGGGAUGAAUCCUGUUGGCAAUCCCAUGGCUAUGGCUUUCCAGGUCCAGCCCAAUUCACCCCACGGAGGCACAACAUACCCACCCCCUCCCUCCUACUGCAACACGCCCCCACCCCCCUAUGAACAGGUGGUGAAGGACAAGUAGCAAGAUGCUACAUCGAAGGCCAGGAGGAUGGCCAGGCCCUUUUGUACUCCUCCCCAUCCUCACUGACACUUGCUGAGAGGGUGGUCCAAGGGAAAACCUGGCUGUUCUCAAAGCAAGCCCAGCUCUCUUUCAAGUUUUUUUUUUUGUGGAGGACAUUUGAAUCCACACUGUCUCCUCUGUUGCUUCUGUUUCUGAUGUAGUCUGUGCUCUCUGAGAGAGUGUGGCAGCAGUCCCUGAGGGUUGAUAUUCCUAGGGUGACCAGGGCAGAUCCUCGGGAGAGAGGCGAAGAGGAAAGGAGGCAUAGCCUAUGUGUCAGGCAGCGGAUAAAUCGGUCAGACUGAGAUAAGACUCACAUGAUGCCGUAGUUGGCAGUGAAGCUCGAAGAGAUGCUGUCCACUGUCCCAGCCCGGUCUCCUAAGAGAAGCCGUGGGGAUGUGCUGUUGAUGCUCUUUGGUCUCCACUCGCAUUUUGAAAAUAGGUUUUCCUCUGCAAGAAUAGGAAAGACCCAAGUGCACACUGCUUCCACUGAAAAAUGAGGGUCAGAUUCAGGCUAGUUGGACAUCCGUAGUUCAAUAAAGACCAUUAGAGAGGGGAAGUAUCUAAGUUAAGGAAAAUUCUCUAAAUGGAGACAUUGCAUUUUAUGAAUCAUGGUCUGGCUUUUAUUUUAAUGCAUGUAUUGAAAUUAGGGUGUGUCCUUUGAGAUCAGAUGGAGAAUGUGAACUCUGGGGAGGUUCUCUGCUCAGAGGGCUCCAACAUCCUUUGCUUAGGUAGUUCUGGUGAUGGGUUUUAUGGACACUAUAGAGCUGAGGAACACAUUAGACUGGGUAGUUACAUUGACCCUUGGAGAAGGAGAGAACAGCCAAAGAAACCCAGCAAAGCAAGAGCAGCAUUGCUGAGUAAGAGCUAGGGUUGUAUGUGAUCCCAGCAGAGAUGUGCUGACCUCAGAAGAGGGGAUGUCUGUGGAUAGAACAGUGAAAACCUACUUAGUUGCACAGACCACAUAAUCAAAAGUAGAGAAAGAAGUGUAGUUAGAGAUGCUGUUUCCCAGGUGAGAAUCAAAGCUCAUCCAUAGAUUUACAAGUAGUGGUGGGAGUUGGUAACAGUGCGGAGUUCUGUUCCCUUGCGUAGUUAGUCUCGUUGGUGUGUAGUUAAACCCAGGUUGAGACCUUGCGUACUAAGAGCAAGGAAGUAUAGCUAAGCUGUCUAGAUUAUUUAUGUGUAGUAUGGUAGGGAGUGGGGCUGCAAGGAAGGGGACUGACUGUAAGUGACUAAUCAGAGACAUUUGUUAAACUGUUACUUGUUGAAUCGGGCAUCUAAUCCUUGUCUCUUGAGUGGACUUUGAGUAUUCUCUACCACCUACAAGACCAAGAGGCAUGGUGUCUCCAUUGGGAUAUUUACAGAGGCAGAGGUUCAGGAAUCGACCGUAGCUGUGUGGGCUUAGUGUAAGGACUGAAAGCAUGGGGACUGAGAGACAGUUUCGUAGGAAACUUCAGGGAAGGAAUGGAUACCUUUAAAGACAGUCUGUGGACGCAUAUGCUGCUGCCCAUCACUGAGCACCCCUGUGUCUCUGGUUUCCUGUCUGGAUCCAGUACCCUCCGUGCUUGGGCCCUUGUUUUACAUAAGACAACAAAGCACAAUGUCUGCUGUUUACAAUCAAGAAGACCACAUGGUCCAAACAUUUCCUCUCUCCUCUUUCACUGGUGGCUUUACCUGUCCCUUUUGGAAAAAUCAAGAAGCACAGUCAGAGCUGCCCCUGGGAUUAUAUCAGGGAACUGCUGGUCAAGGCACUCAGUGUCUGCGACUAAAUCUUAUCUUUUUUGAUAGCAAAUCCUUUUGAGAAACUGAAUGACUGAUAGGGCUCAGCAAUUUUAUACUCUAAUGUCUGUGUAAGACAAAUUUUGUUUGCCAUUGAGCCCACAUUGGAAUUCCUUCAGACAUAAACAUUGACAAUGCUUACGGAAAUUGCACUUCUGGGGAUGUUUCCCAGCAUUCUUGUUUUCUUCUGUUUGGUGAGUAAGGCUCACCCCUUCCAGCAGCUCCAUUUAUGUGUGCUGAGGUCCUAUAGAGCCGGUGCUUGGGGGCAGACCUGAAGCAGACUUGUGCAUGCUCUUUCUUGGCAACACUUGGCUCAUAUUUCUUGUUCUCUUUUGAUAGAGUCCUGUUUCCUAUGUAUUUAAAAAAUAAAAGUGAAUUUAGUCA